UACCCUGUCCCGCAUGGUGCUGACACGCAGACCCAGCGCGGGACCAGACAGCCCUGUUUCCCACGGGUCUCAUUCGUGGCCAUCGUAGGCCCGAGCCUCAUCGAGGUCCCCAGGACUCUUGCCCUGUUUUCCUGCUCUUCAUGCUUGCUUUAAGAAUUGGUUUGGUUGGAGUGUCUGGCUGUACAGACAGGGAGUGCGGGGAAAAUUGAAGCGGCGGAGCCCAGGUCCUGGGAGCUAAACCCGACCAAGGAGUGUAGCAUGCUCGCCCCAAGGCCCCCAGGAGCCCAGGUCUCAGGCAGCAAUCCUCGCAUACUACCCCCCCCCCCCUCCGGGAAGCCCGCACAUUAGGUUUGGGGAUCCAGAGCAGGAGUCCUUGGGCUCCUUUUAAGUGGGGACGACGGGGUGUGUUCUGUACGUCGACCCGGGGGCGAAGAGGCUCAGGUUCCUCAGUCUGAACCGCACGAAGCCCAAAGACCCGGGGCGUGCGACCUGUGCCCUGGUCUUUGAGCCCGCCGCCCUUCAGCCUCUAUUGCCUUGGACUGCGGAGGCAGGCGGAUUCGUUUCACCCUAGGCCUCCCUAGGGUCGACCGAGAGCAGGUCUGGAGCUGGGACGCAGUCACGGCCCCGCCUCCCCGCAGGGCUCAGGUUUCGACCCGAGAUUAGGUGAACUGAUUGGGGGUUAAGGGAGCGACGCCAGCUCUCGGCCGUGCUGGCUCCGGGACCCCAGCCUCCAGGCCACUGCUCGCUCGUGCACGCUCCGGGUAUCUUCUUGCUGGCCCGCGCAACCGUUGGCGCUCCUUAAAUUUGGGCACCGCGUGUUUACCAGUAAGCACGCAGUUCAGACUCAACUUCCCUAGGACAAGAUAUUUGAACUCAGAGUAACCGAGGGUCCAAACAUCCGUCCAGCGGCUGGCCACCAUGCCGCGCUCAUUCCUGGUCAAGAGCAAGAAGGCGCACAGCUACCACCAGCCGCGCUCUCCGGGGCCGGACUACUCCCUGCGCCUGGAGGCCGUGCCCGCGCCGGGCAGAGCAGAGGGCGGCGCUGUGAGUGAAGGCGAGUCGAAGAUGGAGCCCCGAGAGCGUUUGUCCCUCGACUCUCAGCUUACCGAGGCUCCCGACGGAGCCUCCGCGUCCCCCAACAGCUGCGAAGGCAGCGUUUGUGACCCGAGCUCUGAGUUUGAGGACUUGUGGAGGCCUCCUUCUCCCUCCGUGUCUCCAGCGUCGGAGAAGUCGUUGUGCCGCUCUCUGGACGAAGCCCAGCCCUACACACUGCCUUUCAAGCCCUAUGCGUGGAGCGGCCUUGCGGGCUCUGACCUGCGGCACCUGGUGCAGAGCUACCGGCAGUGCAGCGCGCUGGAGCGCAGCGCCGGCCUGAGCCUCUUCUGCGAGCGCGGCGCGGAGCCUGGCCGCCCGGCCGCGCGCUACGGCCCGGAGCAGGCUGCGGGCGGAGCAGGUGCGGGACAGCCCGGGAGCUGCGGCGCCACCGGAGGCGCCAGCAGCGCUGUAGGCCUGGGGCUCUACAGCGACUUCGCGCCUGCAGCGGCCGGGCUGUACGAGCGGCCGAGCACAGCAGCAGGCCGGCUGUACCAAGAUCGCGGCCACCACGAGCUGCACGCGGACAAGAGCAUGGGCGUCAAGGUGGAGUCGGAGCUGCUGUGCACCCGCCUGCUACUGGGCGGCGGCUCCUACAAAUGCAUCAAAUGCAGCAAGGUGUUCUCCACACCCCACGGGCUGGAGGUGCACGUGCGCCGGUCCCACAGCGGCACGAGACCCUUUGCGUGUGAGAUGUGCGGCAAGACCUUCGGGCACGCGGUGAGCCUGGAGCAACACAAGGCCGUGCACUCGCAGGAGCGCAGCUUCGACUGUAAGAUCUGUGGCAAGAGUUUCAAGAGGUCAUCCACACUGUCCACACACCUGCUCAUUCACUCGGACACCCGGCCCUAUCCCUGUCAGUACUGUGGCAAGAGGUUCCACCAGAAGUCAGAUAUGAAGAAGCACACCUUCAUCCACACCGGUGAGAAGCCCCACAAAUGUCAGGUGUGUGGCAAAGCCUUCAGUCAGAGCUCCAACCUCAUCACGCACAGCAGGAAGCACACAGGUUUCAAGCCCUUUGGCUGCGACCUGUGUGGGAAGGGCUUCCAGAGGAAGGUGGAUCUCAGGAGGCACCGAGAGACUCAGCAUGGACUCAAAUGAGUGCCCUGGCAGUCCACAGCACCAGCAGAGUAACACUACUGUGAGGGAUGUCUUCCCUGGUUCCCUUCAGCCCCUUCGCAGGCAGGCCCUCGUGGUUACGCCCCUUCACCUUCCUUCCUGAAGCUGUUGGAGGUGAUGAACUCUUGUUCUAAGGUCAACCCAGAGUGGGAACCUCAACAGUGCUUUGGGCUUCCCUACAGCUGAAGAUGGGGAUCCAAUGAGAUCUUGUACUUCCCAGUUCUUCCCCUUUCUGCCGGCUCACAGGCCAGAAAGGACGCUGGGCAGCUGCUAAAAGAGGAGGCGUCCCUUAAGCUUUGGACACCACUGAUGCUUCUAUUGAGAAAGAAUGAACAGUACUUUUUUCUUCUUCUGGGGAAACUGCUGACCCCUUUGUCCUCCACCAGACACUGGUUUAAGGAAGGAACCUCAUUCCUUUGAAGUCAUCAGAUGCACCAUCAAAUCUGCAGGGUGGGGGCGGGGUGGGGGUGAGGGAAGCAGACUCAGUGAUGAGAGGGAGUCAGAGCUCCUGUGGUGUUUUCAGAGGAGGUGAAACUGUGGAGCAGCUCCCUGGAACAGGCCCUUCUGUUACUCAGCGAGUGAUUAUUGGCUACAGGUUAUCAGAGUAAGGAACCCUGUUAGAUAUCGGAGAGAUUAAAGCCAUAGCCCCUAAUCCCCAAAAGCUAUCAGUCGGACAUCAACAUAGCUAGGCCCUGUGUUCUGCGCCUCCAAGGGAGUUCUGAAGAAGACUACAUGAACAUUUGGACUUCUUUUAGACAAUUCUGGAGUUUUUCAAGUGUAAACAAAUAGGAACUGGAGGAUUAUUUCUAAAAUUCAUGAGCAAAUCCAGUUUUUAUUGUUAGGUGGAAUUUUAUAAGAUGCCUGAGCUGGUAGAUGUGGGGCAAAGGCUGUGGCCUCAACACCUGCCUUCCUUCGAGGGUUGUAAAUGUUUCUAAAUCUUCUUGAGUGCAUUAUGUAUUAGCAUAAUCAUAUUUAUUAGAAUGUUGUUUUAACUUAAUAAAGUACUAAGAUUAC
This is a messenger RNA of Apodemus sylvaticus (European woodmouse), 3225 nucleotides long. It is a transcript of the gene Gfi1, whose product is annotated as growth factor independent 1 transcriptional repressor. Lineage: Eukaryota; Metazoa; Chordata; Mammalia; Rodentia; Muridae. Bases 919 to 2193 code for a protein of 424 amino acids. The transcript is spliced from 7 exons. Gene Ontology annotation, cellular component: nucleus. The record is from RefSeq and is a predicted model, not a curated record.